Molecule: messenger RNA, 1507 nt
Organism: Leguminivora glycinivorella
Lineage: Eukaryota; Metazoa; Arthropoda; Insecta; Lepidoptera; Tortricidae
Exons: 2
Coding region: 125-1507 (460 amino acids)
Source: RefSeq, a predicted model, not a curated record
UUGAGGAGUAGCGCGUUGUGUGAGUGGUUCGAUUUUUAGGUUAUAUUCCCGUAAAUAAAACAACUUUCCUUAUUUUCUAAUCAGGUGGUGGUUUAUUAAUACAUAAAACCAAAGGUUAGUUUAGAUGGACGGCAACGAGAAGGAGAAGCCUCCAGACGAGGAUGGUGAUAACGGUAUGGACUGGGAGAAAUACACGCGCAAGCGUAACUUGGAUUUAUCACCAACCAAGCUGGAGCCUUCCCCCAAAAAAAUUGUAAUUGACCCGGCAGAGUCCGAAAAGCAGUCGGGUAAUACAAAUAGUGCAGUUGAGGAGCCCGGUACUAGUAGGAUGGUCGAGUCUCAUGCGAACAGUCAAAAAGAGUCAGUUGAAAUAAACAAAAGUAACUCAACUGAAUUUAACCCGCAUCUAUACAAACACCCCAGUCUAGACAGCAAAUCACGAGAGUAUGGUGCCAACGAUGAUGGACCUUUCAUAGUGCAUGUCUCUAGAGAGGCCGCCCCUUCCUCCAGUGCCACUCUAAAACCCAUAAAUGUAGGCCUUUUACUAACUCAGGCAAACGUCAAUAACAUCCAGAAGGACGGUGGCAUUAAAUCGGUGGGUCGCAACAGAGUAGCGGUCACUUUCUCCACAGCUGCGGAUGCAAAUAACUUCCUGAAGCACCCGCUUCUAGGCGAAAAUAAGUUUAUAGCUGAUAUCCCUUCAUAUCAUGUAUCUCGAAUGGGAGUGGUGCGAGGAGUUCCUUCAGACUGGACUAUGGAGGAAUUGGUCAAUGGAACGUCCCUUAGAGAAGGUAAAGGGAAGAUCCUUAAAGCUCGUCGACUUCAACGGAAGAUACUUAAAGAUGAUGGCUCCCCGUCUUGGGUUCCGACUCAAUCGGUAGUAGUAACUUUUGAGGGUCAAAGCUUGCCUGCCAAAAUUUUUGCAUACUACACCUCAUUAGUUGUGGACGUGUAUCAGCUGCCAAUAAUCCAAUGUAGGAAGUGCCUCAGGUUUGGUCACAUCCAAGCACAGUGCCGGUCUGAUGCUAGGUGCUACAAAUGUUCACAAAAACACCCUGGGGAUGGAUGUAACAUUGCUCCUGAACAUGUUAGAUGUAUAUUCUGUUCCGGCAGACACUAUGCGACUGACAAGACAUGUAACGAAUUUGGUCGGCAGAAAGCCAUCAAACUGGCUAUGUCUGAACAGAGUAUUUCGUAUGCAGAGGCAGCUGCUCAGUUCUCAUCAGUACGCCGCCCAUACUCUGACGUAGCGAGAGUCAUGUUUGAGCAGAUUCCAGACUCUUCUAGAUCGUCCGAGUCACCCUGCCAUACGUUUAUGCCAACAUCCCCGCCUACGACAUCUUAUCGUAAGACCAUUUAUCGGGCGCCCCGGGCGAGGGUCCCCCUCUCCCCAGGUUAUGACAGAGAGGCCCACAAUAAUAUUGUUCGUACUCCCCCACCACAGCUCCCCAAUGGCCAGGCCCUGAAUGGUGCUUGUUUAAUCACUAUGAAUAUUUAUAUAAAAUAA